GUAAGUUAUUGAUAUUGAACACGAUAAACCUCAUGUGAUAUCCAAGUGAGUCCUCAAUCCAUUCAAUCACUCCGUUUAUUCAGUUACCUACCCUCCAACCGCCAGCAAUCAGCCAUGUGCCUUGAAUAUUUCCUCAUGGAAGAACCUCAAACCACCUACCAUGACUCCUAACUCCACCACAAGUACAUAAAGCCCCCAUUCCCAGCCUUCCAGCAUCCCCAACACACCACCAAAGCUCUCCAGUAUAUCCAAAAACCACACUCACAACAACCCAGACCCUCAAAAUUACCCCCAAACUACAUAUGAAAAUGUCUCUCCUCACCCGCCCCCCACCCCCCUCAACCCACUCCUUCCUCUCCCGCCCCAACACCUUCACCCUCCCCUUCCCCACCGGCGCAACCCUACACUUCACCCUCCCCCUCCUCCCCGCACGCCUCUCGCCCCUACGCACCCCCGAACUAACCCACCUCCGUACCUACCUCACCUCCCUCCUCUCCUCCCACACCAUAACAUCCCACCAAACCCUUCUCGCCCACAUUCUCAGCCUACGACGCAUCAUAUCCCUCCGCUUAUCUCGGUCGCAGCAACUCACGCCUGUGGAGCAAAAAGCAUGGUACUCAGGCCACGGCUUCCCUAUUUUCGAUAGCGAGAAUAGAGUGACAGGAUUCGAGUGGUGCUGGGAAGCGCUGGAGUUUGAAUUCGGGGUGCAUGUCGUGGCGUGGGUUGUGCGGUGGCUCUUUAAACUCCAGAGAAGAACUGCGGAGGAAAGGUAUGCGGUUCGGCGGUCCUACCGGUUUAUGGAAAACGAAGUUUCGUAUCGGAGGGAAAAGGUGGAGGGACAUGAAGUUGUCGAGUGGAGAUGCAACGGCGAAGAAGUGUGUGUGUGGGUUUACGGGGCGUGUUUUCGAGAUAGGCAGGAGUGGGAGUUUAUCAGGGGUGAGCUGGAGGGGUAUGAGGUGGGGAUGCUGAAGGAGGGGGUGGCCAAGAUACGGAAUACGGUGCGGGGAGGGUGGGAGUUUAUGUUGUAUGUUGAGGGGGAGGAGGCGGAGGUUGAGGAGUUGUUUUUGGUGGAGAGGCCAGCGUCUGAGAGUCUUUCGGAUCGGAGCGAGGACGACGAUGCGGAGUCGUUGGAUGGAUACUGCUAUGGCGACGAUGUAGAGCGACUUGUUGCGCUAGCAUCAGGACUUGGGGAACUUGCACAGUCUUCCUGCGCCUCCUCUAGCGACGACCAUGAGGAAGCUGUUGAACAGACACUGGCAGUAGCUCCUCGCUUUGGAGACUUGCUGCACCAGGCAGAAACACUGGUCAGCGCGAUUAAGGGUAUCAAUGACAAAAAGCAAUCGUCGUCUUCCCAGCACAGCCAGAUUCCACCCGCUUUGCAAACUCAGCCACUUCCAUCCCAGUACGCUGCAUCGACUAUCAGACUCCCACGUUGUGCGGCUACAAGGCAACCAAGGACGCUACAACGAUAUCAGGCCUAUGCCGAAGAUGACGACGGUGAAGACUCGAUUACUGCUUUGCCGAGCUCAUGGCGCGAUAUUUGAGGCUCACAGCUAAAUUCAAAGGGUGUGUGUAUAGUACUCUAAUUUAUCUGAAUUAGUGUACUCGAGUUGUAUAAAUGAUUGCAUAUUGAUGAUACAAAAAAAAGUGUUUUUAGCCAAAAUAUGUGUACA
This is a messenger RNA of Bipolaris sorokiniana ND90Pr, 1673 nucleotides long. RefSeq lists its product as uncharacterized. The record is from RefSeq and is a predicted model, not a curated record. The transcript has a single exon. NCBI's taxonomy places the organism in Eukaryota, Fungi, Ascomycota, Dothideomycetes, Pleosporales, Pleosporaceae. The coding region runs from base 303 to 1544 and encodes 413 amino acids.